Molecule: messenger RNA, 4062 nt
Organism: Mytilus trossulus (common blue mussel)
Lineage: Eukaryota; Metazoa; Mollusca; Bivalvia; Mytilida; Mytilidae
Product: DNA repair protein XRCC4-like
Exons: 11
Coding region: 162-1193 (343 amino acids)
Biological process (GO): positive regulation of ligase activity; double-strand break repair via nonhomologous end joining; response to X-ray
Cellular component (GO): DNA ligase IV complex; DNA-dependent protein kinase-DNA ligase 4 complex; nucleus
Molecular function (GO): DNA binding
Source: RefSeq, a predicted model, not a curated record
AAUUGCUCAUGAGACUAGAAGAUAAGUAGACUACUCGGAAUAUCUCUGUAUUUGUCAUCUUCCAACAUCAGAAUAUUUGCUGUCUAACAAAAGUUUAGUCUAGAAAUAUAAUAACAUUGGGUGCAGAUAUUUGAAUUUCUUACAUAUAAAACUUGACCAGCAUGAAAUCCUUGGUUAAAUUAGAUUUGUUGGAUGGGAAUGGCUGCUUCCUGCAGACAGACUAUCAGGAUGACGGGAAGUCAGGAUUUAAGCUGACCUUGAUUGAUGGCAUAGAUGUUUGGAAAGGUCAAGUUUCUGAAGAUGAUCUUGAUAAUCUCAGAUUAGCUAUCAAGAUGGACCUUAAUACAUUUACAAGACAGACAUUACAAGCAUUGACAAAAUCAGGAGGAAAAGACAUUGUUUUUAAUUACCAAGUCAAACAGAAGAAGGAUAAUAGUGUGGAGCUGAUCUGGAAGAAGCAUGUUCCAGCAGAAGAUAUUACAUUCCAGUUAGGCAGAGCUACACUCAAGUCGUCAACAUCUGCCACUGAUGCCAUAAGCUCUGUCCUUAAUUAUUGUAUUGAAUGUGCAAAAUCACAGCAAGUAGACAUAGCAACAUUACAAACAGAUAAUGACAGAUUAUCUCAAGAAAGAGUUAAUGCUUUAAAGAGAUUGGAAAAGUGUGUUGUUGCAAAGGAAGAAUUAGAAAGGGACCUUUAUUCUAAAUUUGCAGCAAUUUUAAACAGUAAAAAAGAGAAGAUCAGAGAAUUGAAAGAAUCUGGAGGUGUGGCAGUAAAUAAUGGUGACCCUGGACCUUCUAGAACAAAAACAACAACGCAAAGUACUAAACGUCCAGCAAAGCAGAUGAAUUACAGUGAUGACGAAAAUACCACUGAUGAUGAAACGGUCACACAACACAGUAAGAAAGCAAAGCAAUCAAAUCGAUCAAUGGACGAUGAUUCCCUAGUGCUAGAAGAUGAGAAUGAAGACAAACCAAAAACUGUUGCAAGACCAAGACGAACCAGGGAGACAAAUAAGAAAACACCUAAUAAACCAGUUCUACCAAAAGUUUCUUCAAAGGAUUCAAAUACAAGUUUAUCAGAAAGACCAUCGACAAGUAGAUCAUCAGAGAGACCAUCAAGUACAAGGAAAUCCAGGGCAUCCUCAGGCAAUUCAUAUGACAAUGAUGCUGACGCCAUGCUUGAUGAAAUAUAAUCUGUUUUAUUCCAAAACUCUAUUGUGAUUUUUAUAAUUUCAGUGUCAUAGAGAUUACUAAGUCAUAUAAAACCAUUAAAUGAUUUGUACUAUGUUAGGAAUUAUUAAUGUUAUAUUGUUUUUUUUUAUAUUUUAACACUGUGACCUUAGGAAUGGAAAUGUACUUUUAUUAAUAUGUGUAGAUUAUGAAACAAAAUUCCUAAGAAUGUAAUGCGUCUGUUUGUUCAUUUGUCCGUUCCUCUGUCCCGCUUCAGGUUAAAGUUUUUGGUCAAGGUAGUUUUUGAUGAAGUUGUAGUCCAAUCAACUUGAAACUUUGUACACAUGUUUCUUAUGAUAUGAUCUUCCUAAUUUAAAUUCCAAAUUAGAGAUUUCCUCCAAUUUUCACAGUCAUUUGAACAUAGAAAAUGAUAGUGUGGAUGCGACAUCUGUGUACUAGGGACACAUUCUUGCUAAUUAUUACAUUGUAGUUUUGACUUGCAUUGAUUAAAUAUAUAAUGAUUUAUUCACUAAGAAAAAUUAGGGUAACCAUAAUUGAGGCAGGUGUGCAUAAAUAACAAUAAGUGUUUUAAGGUUAAACGGAAGUGUAAAUAUUGGGAUAGACCAAUCAAUACUUUAUGGAUGCAAAAUUCUUUUUAGGUAAAGAUUGCAUGAAAUGCAAUCAAAACCUUAUGGGAUGGACUUAAUAUCUAAAUCUUCUAAGAUUUAUCACUACCUCUUUGAUACACAACACUUUUGAUAUAGUGCAUUGAUCAUAACAUUCUAUACAUCCAAAUAUCUGUUAAAUGAUGUCAUUGUUAAAGUCAUCUUAAAAAAAAUUGAGUUAUUUCUUUGACUAGAAUUGCUGUUAAAUCAACUACAACCAAUGCAAUAUUUAAUUUUUUUGUAUAGCAAUAUAAUAUUUACCACAGAACGUAACCAAAAGUUGGCAUGCAAUCAAUUAUAAUAUUGCACUAGUGCAAUAAAUCUUCAAAAUUCAUGACGUCAUCAACGUUUAAAUCUUAGUUUAAACCAAUUUUAACUUUCAAGUAUUAUAUUGCUAUACAAUAAAAGGGUUAUUGCAUGAAUAUUGGGGAAUAUUCAUGCAAUAACCCUAUAUUACUUCCCACUGAUAAAUUGAAGCAAUCUAUACCAUUUAGUGCUUACAAGCACUUUGAUUAUUAUCUUGUGUAUGUUUAAUUGUGUGUUAGAAAAUUUGUUUGUUUUUAAUAUAAGACUGAUCCCUUAUUUGAUGAUGAACUUGAUACCACAUGUAACAGGUUUUUUAUGUUCAUCAUUUACAUAUAGUAUGAUAGAGUUCACAUCUAUAUACAAUUGUACUAGUAGCUUUACUGUUAAGUAUGUUGCACAUUAAAUAUGAGCUCAUGUGAGAAAGAAUGUUUGUUUAUGUCUAAUGAAAUCACUUUGAACCAAUCAGUUUGUAAGCAAAUUAUUGUUAAUUUUCUGUAGUUUCUUUUUGUUAAAGAUUAGACAGAUUUUAUAGUUUUUUAAGAGAUUAAAAACAAAAACCAAGAAUUCAAAGCUACUAUACAAUGGUAUUUUUUGAACGUACAAUUGUUAAUUAGUGUUUGCUCAACAUCCAGUGGCAAUGCAAAAAAUUUCCGGAACAUUUUUGCCCCUCUUUUAUAAAGGGGCAUCCAGGAAUUGACGUAUGUUUCUUGCAGUUUGUAUAUUUUAUAAUCAUUAUAUAAAUAACACAUAGCUGAGAGGGUGAUAGAGCAGAUUGUUACCCCGAGAAAACAUUGUCAACUGAGGCGAAGCCAAGGUUGACAAUGUCUUUUCGAGGGGUAACUAUCUGCUCUAUCACCCUCUCAGAUAUGUGUUAUUUAAUUUAUUAUACUGAAUGUUCUGUUAUUACUGUCAAUUUAAUUUAAAAUUCAAAGUCAUAAACUAUGACAUCUUGUAUAUAACCAUCCAUAUUUAAUAAAGCGCACGCUUGAUCAAACGUCUCUGUGAAGGGUAAUAGAGUAUUUGCCAUAGAAUGGAGUCGUAUUUAAUAAAGCGCACACUUGAUCAAACGUCUCUGUGAAGGGUGAUAGAGUAUUUGCCAUAGAAUGGAGUCGUAUUUAAUAAAGCGCACACUUGAUCAAACGUCUCCGUGAAGGGUGAUAGAGUAUUUGCCAUAGAAUGGAGUCGUAUUUAAUAAAGCGCACACUUGAUCAAACGUUUCCGUGAAGGGUAAUAGAGUAUUUGCCAUAGGAUAGUGUCGUAUUGAAUAAAGCGCACACUUGAUCAAGCGUCUCUGUGAAGGGUGAUAGAGUAUUUGCCAUAGAAUGGAGUCGUAUUUAAUAAAGCGCACACUUGAUCAAACGUCUCCGUGAAGGGUAAUAGAGUAUUUGCCAUAGAAUGGAGUCGUAUUUAAUAAAGCGCACACUUGAUCAAGCGUCUCUGUGAAGGGUAAUAGAGUAAAUUGACACCCUCGUAUUAGCCAAUCAAAAUCUGGCAUUUUGACAUGAAGUAUAAUAAUAACAAAUAUGCUGAUAAAAACAUAACAAAUGCUUUAUUGAAUAAUAGACUAGAUACAUUGUUUCAAUAAUAUCAAGAUAUAUAUCAAAUACAUAUAUUGCAAUUCUACUUCCAGAACAAAACUAUGAAAGGCAGCUAAAAUAAAAUAUUUUAAUGUUUGUCACUUUUUUUGUUGUCAAAAGUAGAAUAUUACAUUUUUAUAGUUCAUAUAUCAGAAUAAAAAGAUAGGGUAUGAUUGCUAAAAUUUAACCAAUCAUAUAUAUUUGCCAUAACUGACUAGCUACAAUUUACAUAUGAAGGAUUUAUAAUUUGUAUAAUGUAUAAAUAUUCUUUAGUAAACAUGGUUAAAAUCCUAUGAGCAUUUGUAGUCACUAUCUGACUGGAAUAAGACAAAGAGACAUACAAA